CCGUUAAGGAUGGGGUUCGGCACGACCGCCGACCAGAGCUGUAUGGCCUACGAGGGGAUGAGCGGCGGCGGCCUUUCACUGAAUGAAUGGCAGAGCCGGUCGCUCAGAAACUCGCCGGCCAUACAGCUCCUACAUCAAUAUAACUGUGGAUGGGGUCUAUCAGUGAACCAUGGUCAUAGCGUGCCCAUCAUGCAAUUGGUCAGCGAUUUGGGCGCCAUAUCACCCGAAGCCAAUAUAUUUACCCUAUUUCUGACCAUAGAAGGGGUGUUAAUGUACAUAACCUGUGCCGUUAGAUACGCCAUGGUCAAAUCACACAUUGAUAACGACAAUAAUAAUAACAAUAGCGACAAAAAUGUUAAAUAUAAUCCAGGUCGCUUAAAACUGUAUAAUAAACUGUCCUUGAUCAGUGGUUUGGCAAUGGGCUGUGGUUUCAUAGGAUGCGCCAGUUUUCGCACAUCAGAGGGACUGGCAGUCGUGGCGCUACACCUGAUUAGCUCCACACUAUUCUAUGGGCCAAUAAUCGGUGACAUGGCUUUGCAAAGUGCCAUUGCAUUCGCACAAUCCCGUCCGGGUGUGGGGCGAUUCCGGCGCAAUCUGGCCAUUGUGCAAUUUAUUUUAUCAAACGCGUAUAUAAUAUUUUUAUUUUGGUCGUGGUGGUCGCUCACCGAUAAACAAGUAAUAUACGACUUUAAUACCAGGGUCAAUUGGUCGAGCGAUCAGCCUGUAAAGUCAGUCAAACCAAAAGCAAUGGAAAUGGUUUAA
This is a messenger RNA of Medioppia subpectinata, 762 nucleotides long. NCBI's taxonomy places the organism in Eukaryota, Metazoa, Arthropoda, Arachnida, Sarcoptiformes, Oppiidae. The record is from the annotation of a GenBank genome assembly.